CCUUGUCCGCCCUCCCCGGGAAAGCUGGAUUUCCGAGGCUGGAGGCGCCUGGCCGACUGGGUGGGGACCACCAUGGGCAACGCGGCCGGCAGCGCGGAGCAGCCCGCGAGCCCCGCCGCGCUGGCCCCCAAGCAGCCCGCGGCGCCCAAGCAGCCCAUGCCCGCGGCCGGAGAGCUGGAGGAGAGGUUUAACCGGGUCCUGAACUGCAUGAACUUGCCCCCGGACAAGGUCCAGCUGCUGAGCCAGUAUGACAACGAGAAGAAGUGGGAGCUCAUAUGUGACCAGGAGCGGUUUCAAGUCAAGAACCCCCCAGCAGCCUAUAUCCAGAAGCUGAAGAGCUACCUGGAAACCGGUGGGGCCAGCCGAAAAGUAGCAGCAGACUGGAUGCCCAACCUCGGGUUUAAGAGGCGAGUUCAGGAGUCCACGCAGGUGCUCCGGGAACUGGAGAUCUCUCUGAGGACCAACCACAUUGGAUGGGUGCAGGAGUUCCUGAACGAGGAGAACCGCGGCCUGGACGUGCUACUUGAGUACCUGGCGUUCGCACAGUGCUCCGUGGCGUACAAUAUGGAGGCCACAGACAACGGGGCCCCGGGCUCCGAGAAGAGCAAGCCACUGGAGCAGUCAGUGGAAGAUCUGAGCAAGGGUCCGCCCUCAUCCUUGCCGCCCCCAACCAAGAGUCGCCACCUGACCAUCAAGUGCCCCCCUUCUCCCCGGUUGACCCCGGCCCACAGCAAGAAGGCCCUGAGGAAUUCCCGCAUCGUCAGCCAGAAGGACGACGUCCACGUCUGCAUCAUGUGUCUGCGUGCCAUCAUGAACUACCAGUCCGGCUUCAGCCUCGUCAUGAACCACCCAGCCUGUGUCAAUGAGAUUGCUCUGAGUCUCAACAACAAGAACCCCAGAACCAAGGCCCUGGUGUUGGAGCUGCUGGCGGCUAUUUGUCUGGUGCGGGGAGGACAUGAUAUCAUCCUUUCUGCGUUUGACAACUUCAAGGAGGUAUGUGGAGAGCAGCACCGCUUUGAAAAGCUAAUGGAAUAUUUCCGGAACGAGGACAGCAACAUCGACUUCAUGGUGGCCUGCAUGCAAUUCAUCAACAUUGUGGUACAUUCAGUGGAGAACAUGAACUUCCGUGUCUUCCUGCAAUAUGAAUUCACUCACCUGGGCCUGGACCUGUACUUGGAGAGGCUUCGGCUCACGGAGAGCGACAAGCUGCAGGUGCAGAUUCAGGCCUACCUGGACAACAUCUUUGACGUGGGCGCUCUGCUGGAGGACACUGAGACCAAGAAUGCUGUGCUGGAGCACAUGGAGGAGCUGCAGGAGCAGGUGGCCCUGCUCACAGAGCGGCUUCGGGACGCGGAGAACGAGUCCAUGGCCAAGAUCGCGGAGCUGGAGAAGCAGCUAAGCCAGGCCCGAAAGGAGUCGGAGACCCUGCGGGAGCGCUUCAGCGAGUCGACCCCUAUGGGCACCUCCAGACGUUCCUCUGAGCCCGAGAAAGUGCCUGCCCCUGCCCCGGCGCGGCCGUCGGCCCUAGAGCUGAAGGUGGAAGAGCUGGAGGAAAAGGGGUUAAUCCGUAUCCUGAGGGGGCCCGGGGAUGCGGUCUCCAUCGAGAUUCUCCCGGUCGCUGUGGCAACUCCGAGCGGCAGUGAUGCCCCGACUCCGGGGGCGCCCACCGGCUCCCCCAGCUCAGCCUCGGAACUCCCACCUGUAGCAGAGCCGGCUCCUGGAGCGGCACCGCCACCGCCACCUCCACCCCCACCUCCACCCCCACCGCCGCAGCCCCCACAGCUUGGUCUCCCCUCCCAGCAGGAAGCCCCACCCCUGGCGCCCCCUCCGGCCCCGCCCCUCCCAGGCAGCCCCGAGCCCCCGCCCCCGCCGCCGCUGCCAGGCGACCAGCCGCCCCCGCCCCCGCCGCCCCCGCCGCCUCCCGGCGAGGACGGGCAGGUUCCUCCGCCGCCCCCGCCGCCUCCGGGAGGUCCCUCCGAUGCUCAAGCAGGGCCUGGCUCAGAGAUGGGCCCAGGAGUGAAGGCCAAGAAACCCAUCCAGACCAAGUUCAGAAUGCCACUCUUAAACUGGGUAGCCCUGAAACCCAACCAGAUCACAGGCACUGUCUUCACUGAACUCAAUGAUGAGAAGGUGCUACAGGAGCUGGACAUGAGUGACUUCGAGGAGCAGUUCAAGACUAAGUCCCAAGGUCCCAGCGUAGACCUUAGUGCUCUCAAGAGUAAAGCAGCCCAGAAGGCCCCCAGCAAAGCCACACUCAUCGAGGCCAACCGGGCCAAGAACCUGGCCAUCACCCUGCGCAAGGGCAACCUGGGGGCAGAUCGCAUCUGUCAGGCAAUCGAGACGUAUGACCUGCAGACCCUUGGCCUGGACUUCCUGGAGCUGCUGACCCGCUUCCUGCCCACAGAGUAUGAGCGCAGCCUCAUCACCCGUUUCGAGCGGGAGCAGCGACCGAUAGAGGAGCUGUCAGAGGAGGACCGCUUCAUGCUGCGCUUCAGCCGCAUCCCCCGCCUGCCCGAACGCAUGAACACGCUCACCUUCCUGGGCAACUUCCCAGAUACUGCCCAGAUGCUCAUGCCGCAACUGAAUGCCAUCAUUGCAGCCUCAAUGUCCAUCAAGUCCUCGGACAAACUCCGCCAGAUCCUGGAGAUCGUCCUGGCUUUUGGCAACUACAUGAACAGCAGCAAGCGUGGAGCAGCCUAUGGCUUCCGACUCCAGAGUCUGGAUGCGCUGUUGGAGAUGAAGUCGACGGACCGCAAGCAGACGCUGCUGCAUUACCUGGUGAAGGUCAUUGCUGAAAAGUACCCACAGCUCACAGGUUUCCACAGUGACCUCCACUUUCUGGACAAGGCCGGCUCAGUGUCCCUGGACAGCGUGCUGGGGGAUGUCCGCUCCCUGCAGCGAGGCCUGGAGUUGACCCAGCGGGAGUUUGUGAGGCAGGAUGACUGUGUGGUGCUCAAGGAGUUCCUGAGGGUCAACUCACCGGUCAUGGAUAAGCUGCUGGCAGACAGCAAGACAGCUCAGGAAGCCUACGAGUCUGUGGUGGAAUACUUCGGAGAGAACCCCAAGACCACAUCCCCCUCCAUGUUCUUCUCCCUCUUUAGUCGCUUCAUCAAAGCCUAUAAGAAAGCCGAGCAGGAGGUGGAACAGUGGAAGAAAGAAGCAGCUGCCCAGGAGGCAGGCACCGACAUCGCGGGGAAAGGGGAGCCCCAAGCACCCAAGUCCCCUCCCAAGGUCCGGCGGCAACAGAUGGACCUCAUCUCUGAGCUGAAGCGGAAGCAGCAGAAAGAGCCACUCAUCUAUGAGAGUGAUCGUGAUGGGGCCAUUGAAGAUAUCAUCACAGAUCUACGGAACCAGCCCUACAUCCGCGCGGACACAGGCCGGCGUAGCGCUCGUCGGCGCCCGCCUGGACCCCCGCUGCAGGUCACCUCCGACCUCUCGCUGUAGUCAUUAUUUCUGCAGAUGGACUGCGAGGCCUGGGAGCGGGGAGGGGGGGCGGGGAGGGGCAAUCCGGGACUUGAGGAAGGUGGGACUCAGCUCGGCUGGGCCGGGCAGCCUCCUCCACCAAGGUCCCCACCCCUGGGCGCCCCUCGAAUGGGCAGGGGCGCCCCUCAUCUUGCCACAGGGGGAGGCAUCUCUGGCAUCCCUCUUCCCUCAACAGCCAUACUUAGCCUCAGCGGGAGCCCGGCCUGUAACUUAUGUAAAGGGUAACCUCGCGCCCCUUCCACUCCCCCCACCCCGACCCAGCUCCGAGGACUCCCCAUGGACCUUAUUUUUAUACAAGAUUAAUAAAGACGUUUGCAAAA
Messenger RNA from Dama dama (fallow deer), 3803 nucleotides. RefSeq names its product formin like 1 (gene FMNL1). Gene Ontology annotation, molecular function: actin filament binding; small GTPase binding. Gene Ontology annotation, biological process: regulation of cell shape; cell migration; cortical actin cytoskeleton organization. The transcript has 27 exons. Lineage: Eukaryota; Metazoa; Chordata; Mammalia; Artiodactyla; Cervidae. The coding region runs from base 73 to 3444 and encodes 1123 amino acids. The record is from RefSeq and is a predicted model, not a curated record. Gene Ontology annotation, cellular component: cytosol.